AUGAGUUCGGACCCUCUCAAGUCCAGAAACCCACAGCAAGGGUUCAAUCGCAUGUUUGGGCAGGGCCGCAAGCGGGACUCGAAUCACGGCGACAGCAGCCAACGACAAGCAGGCGAUGCCCCGUCGAAUCCCAAGCGCACUCGCCCUGUCGAUCGCUCUGACGAGCGGAGCUCAGCUGCCCAACGCGAUCGCGUCGAAGGAUCCGUUCCAACACCCCCAGUACCCCAUAAACCACGGCAGCCUGGGAAACCCAAUAAGUCGCAAUCUUCCGAUCGUUUGGCCUCCAUCACUGCCAAAAGUCUCAUGCCGGUGCUGGACUCUGUCUGUGAACGAAUGACAUGGUUUCAAGCCAGGCACAAGCACAGCAAGUCUCUCGAUCGCUCAAGGGUAAUACAAGAGCAAAACCACUACCAUCCAUCCGACUACCCGGGCUCUGCAGACCUGUUGAUUAAUCAGGAUAAGCAGCUUCGAGAGGAGAUUGAAUCUGCCAACCAGAGAAUUGCAUUCACCGACGAGAAGAUUGCGGCAGCAUUACAACCCCUUUUGCAACACAUCUCGGAUACCUGGGCCAAGGGGUGCAACCCACCAAGAGUGUCGGAGGAUCGAGCGAUACUGGAAGACAAAUUGGCCGCCAUCUCAGUCACUCUGAAAAAGGAGGCACAAGAUUCGACCAAGCAAUAUGUUCAGACAAAGCUUCAAGAGCUUUUUGAGGGGCAAAUACCCAGGCUGAAGGAUGCAUUAUUCCAGGAAAACGAACAGAAGCUGGAACAGAAACUUGAUAACAAACUGCACUCGCUUCGGGCGACACUAACCCAGGAGGCGGAAGAGAGAGCCACCUGUCUCAGGGAAAAGCUGGCGCAUGAUUAUGACAAGCGCAUGGCCAAGAUGAAGGAAACCAUCACCCAAAGUCACAAAAAGAAAGUCGAAGAGCUCGAAAGGCGUUUGUCUGAAGCGAACCAAAAGAAUGCUACGCUGCACGAAAAGGUGACGGGUCUAGAAGCAAGACUUGAUCAGUCAGCCUCAGAACAACGACGGUUGUUGAAGUCGUUGGUAGACGAGACGCAACUCUCACAGGAGCUACAGCAGCUCUCCGUAUCAAAGGAUGAGAAACUCAGCAAGCUCGAAGCUCGUUUGGAAUCCUUACCCAACCAUGCUCCGAGGCUUGAGCAGCUGGAAGAAGACAUGCGUGAACAUUCCAAGCUCAUUGAAAAGGGGGUGCAGAAACAAGACGCAGCGAGUACACGCCUCAAAUCGCUGGAGUCUGCCUCUUUCAAGGCUUUAGCAGAAGUCAAGGAAAUCAAAGAGCAUGUCCAGGGGUUGGGUUCGAGCGCCACAUCAGCAACCCCCUUGACCGACAUUCGGAUCUUGAAGCUUAUUAGGCCUGAGCUGGACAAGAGCGAUGAGAAGCUCAAAUCCAGAAUCAAAGGGAUCCAGGAUGGGCUCAGGGCUUUUCUCGAAAAGGAGAGGGCCUCGCGAGAGGCUUUGGAGUCGAACUUGGAGGAUAUCCGUGGCGAGAUAUCAGAGCUCCAAGGCGACAGCAGCAUAACAAAGACGAAACUCUCCGGCUUCGCCAAAGACUGCGAUAUGCAGCGUCAGCUAUUCGUCAAUGGGUUAAAUUCACUGGAGGAUAGACUCAACGGCCGACUCAACUUGGCGAUUGGCGAGCUCAAGUCUGAUUCUCGGGGCUCCAAAUCCGAGUUUGAGCUUUCCAGAGAUGCUUAUGAAGGAAUAUGCCUGCAGCUGCAAGCUCUCAACAAUUGGCAAACCCACUUCACCACCAAAGGUCUCUACAGAGACAUAGUGACUUUUAUUCACAACACACUUCCGGAGUCAGAACGCUUAAGAAUUGACAGGUUGGAGGCGCGUCUCGCAGCUUUCGAAAACAGCAUGAACCACAAGAGGCGAAAGCUUCCGGGCAGCAACGCGGCGAUGGUUAACGGCCACCAGCCAGUUUCAGGAUGA
Messenger RNA from Trichoderma citrinoviride, 1962 nucleotides. RefSeq lists its product as hypothetical. NCBI's taxonomy places the organism in Eukaryota, Fungi, Ascomycota, Sordariomycetes, Hypocreales, Hypocreaceae. Bases 1 to 1962 code for a protein of 653 amino acids. The transcript has 2 exons. The record is from RefSeq and is a predicted model, not a curated record.